AUGACAAUUUCUUCAAAUCUCAAGCCUAACCAGUUUAUUAACGACCGCUACAAGAUUGUUGCUGCAAUCAACCAUGGAUCCUUUGGCAGUGUCUCCCUUGCCAAAGAUACAUGGUCUCGCAACUCUCUUGUAGCCAUAAAGUGCAUCAUCAAGCAGAAAGACGAUCCCACGGCUUUGGACGAAGCCAGAGAAGAAAUCGCCAUUCAUAAGCACCUCGGCCACUACAAGUACAUUUGCUCUAUUCUUGACUCAUUUGAAGAUGAUGAAGCCACUUAUCUAGUCAUGGAAUAUUGCCCUGAAGGUGACCUCUACGAAGCCAUCCGUGCAGAUAAAGGCCCAGGUCCUAACGAAGUCCUUCCAUUUAUGCUCCAAUUAAUUGACGCUGUCAAGUAUGCUCACAACCAUGGCGUCUACCACAGAGACAUCAAGCCGGAAAACAUUUUGAUUGCUCAAGAUGGCUCUGUCCGCUUGGCCGACUGGGGGCUUGCUACUACUGAACGCUACAACUCGGAGUUUGGCGUUGGCUCAGAGCGCUACAUGGCCCCAGAACUUUUCGACCAAAACAAUAUCGACUCAUACGAUGCUGAAAAGGUUGACAUUUGGUCUUUGGGUAUCUGCCUUCUCAAUAUUUUGUUUGGACGCAACCCCUUUACAUCUGCAUGCCAAAAGGAUAAGCUUUUUCUUGACUUUGCGUCUGACCGUGAAGCCCUUUUUGACAUCUUCCCAACAUUAUCUGAUGACACCUUUGUUUGCCUCAGACAUUCUUUAACCCUCGACCCGGAUAACCGUUCUUUGGACCGUUUCCGUGAGAGUCUUCUUCAAGUCGAGUCUUGGACCACAGAUGAAGAUGAUUAUUAUUAUGGCGACAACAAUGCUAUUGCUGCAACAUCUAGCCAGGUUUCUCUCUCUGAUGUUUCUGUCAAUGAUGAAUCUGUCAAGGGUACUGUUGCAAAUGCUACUGUUGUUACUCCCACUCCAGUUGUUCUCUCGCGUGUUUCUUCAUCUUCAUCUCGUCUUCCUUCUGUUGCUGCCUCCUCCAAACUUGACUCUACUCCUAUUACAACAAGCAGUGCCCCGAUUGCUGGCAUCCCUAUAAAGGUUGACGCCGCUCCUGUUGCUGUUCCUGUUGUUUCUCUUGCUUCUGCUGCCGCUGAUGCUUCGGCUUCGGCUUCGGCUUCGGCUUCGGCUGUUGUUUCUGCUGCUACUACUGCUACUAUUCCAGCAGUCACCGUUGCUACUACUACUGCUACUACUGCUACUACUGCUACUACUGCUACUGCUGCUACUGCUUCUAUUGCCACUCCUAAUGCAUCUACUGAAGCCACCACCAAAUCAACCCUUGUCACCGAACCUGUUCCUAUUGCUUUGCCUGACUCGGGUCUUAACGUUACGACCACUAAUGACCCCCUUGCUACUACAGCACCCCCUACUAAUUUGUUACGACCCCCAUAUAAUACGCCUACUAAUGGCAUUUCAACCCCAUCCCACCUCUCUGCAAGCAUCUUGGCUACUGGUACUGCCAGUAUCCCUUCUGCUACUCUCCAUAAGAUUGUCCCCACUAACAAUAACCGUGAACCUUUGCGCACUCCUCUUAACAUGUCGCACCAAAUUCUCAGUGAGAGUUUGCUCAGCCACUCUUGGAGUCGCACAAUGCAAUUCACCCCACCAAACCCUUCCUACUUUGCCAACCACCAUCACAAUGGUAUCUCCGCCUCAAACAACUCUGGAAGUUCCCGCGGUGUGUCUCAGUCCCGUUACUAUGACAAUGGCAAACGUGUCUCACAAGUGUUUUCAUCAUCAACAACAACCCCUCUUGUUCCUCAACAUGGCCGUCUCUUUAUGGAGUCUGUUACUGAAGAAGAGGACUACCAUGAUGGUGUUGAUGAUGAUGAUGACGAUGAUGAAGUCUUUGCUAUGGAUGAGCUUGGAUCUGCUCUUAGCGAUCUUGGCCGCAACAUGCAUGGCGCCCAUAUUGAUGACACGUCAUCGGUUUACUCUGUACCUUCGUUAGUUCCUUCUAAUGACGAUAGCAUUAGCAGCGUCAAUAGUAGUCGUCGCAGUGUUGUCAUAGGUGCUAGUAAUCCUGUUGGUUACUCUUCGGUUGUUCGCCGUAAUGCUACUGCUGCUACUGCUGCUGCUGCUGCUGCUGCUGCUACUACUACUACUACUCAUGCCGCGGCUUCUGCAACUGCUACUGUUUCAUCCCCAACAACAGUCUCAGCUAUAGCUACAUCCGCAGCCACCGCCAAUGCCACGACUAUCACCUCACCUCUUGUUUCUUCUUCCACCAAACCUAGUUCUAGUGCCACGGCAACACCUACUCCCUCAUCGAUUGUUAUACCCAAAAACAAUGCUUUGUGGAACUCGUUCGCUUUUGACGACUUUGAUGACGACUUUGACGAUGACGACUUUGAUGAAUAUGAGGUUCAGCGCAUGCUGGAUUUGACGGAACACUCAUUUUCGCGUACCCCGUUAUUUCCCUCGUCUCUAUCUUCUUCUUCUUCCAAGACUGGUGCGCAAGUUCGCGUGACAUCUCCGCUCCGGAGCGAGAUGGCUCUUGAAGAGAAUACUGAUGAUUUUGGGAACACAAACGGUUCUGGUACCACUGGUGGUGCUACGACUGCAAGUGCGGGUAAUAAUAAUAAUAAUAACAAGAAGAAGAAGAAGAAGAACAACAAUGCAUCAUCUACCACAAAGCUUGCGCCCAAGAAAUUUGGAUCUGGUGGGACUGGUGUUCCACCCAUGAUGUCGUCGCGCAAUAAUAACUGGGCUGUUCCUACGUUGAGUUGA
Messenger RNA from Magnusiomyces paraingens, 2790 nucleotides. RefSeq lists its product as uncharacterized. The record is from RefSeq and is a predicted model, not a curated record. Gene Ontology annotation, cellular component: cytoplasm; autophagosome. NCBI's taxonomy places the organism in Eukaryota, Fungi, Ascomycota, Dipodascomycetes, Dipodascales, Dipodascaceae. Gene Ontology annotation, molecular function: ATP binding; protein serine/threonine kinase activity. The transcript has a single exon. The coding region runs from base 1 to 2790 and encodes 929 amino acids. Gene Ontology annotation, biological process: protein autophosphorylation; autophagosome organization; peptidyl-serine phosphorylation.